Molecule: messenger RNA, 2428 nt
Organism: Mugil cephalus (flathead mullet)
Lineage: Eukaryota; Metazoa; Chordata; Actinopteri; Mugiliformes; Mugilidae
Product: ras-related protein Ral-B
Exons: 5
Coding region: 242-865 (207 amino acids)
Biological process (GO): Ras protein signal transduction
Cellular component (GO): plasma membrane
Molecular function (GO): GTP binding; GDP binding; GTPase activity
Source: RefSeq, a predicted model, not a curated record
UAAUUUAAAGGGCGUUAGAGAGAGGAAGAGAGAGCCUCGCGGUAACGUUACCACACCUGUUUUAAGGAAGGGCGAGCCACCCACCGGUGCAGUCAAAGAGGUGACCGUUUAACGUAAAGAAUAAAAAUAAUAACUAAAAACAAGUUGGGUCAGCGCGUGUGUGUGUGUGUGUGUGGGUGUCUGUGUGUGAGCGUGCACAUGUGUUUAGGUGUGUAGAGCGGAAGCAAAGAAGAAUCCAGCGAUGGCUACCGGUAAAAGUAAAAACCAGAGCUCUCUGGUGCUGCACAAGGUGAUAAUGGUUGGCAGUGGAGGUGUGGGAAAGUCAGCCCUGACCCUGCAGUUCAUGUAUGAUGAGUUCGUGGAGGACUAUGAACCCACCAAGGCGGACAGCUACAGGAAGAAGGUGGUUCUGGAUGGGGAGGAGGUCCAGAUCGACAUCCUGGACACAGCCGGCCAGGAGGACUACGCUGCUAUCAGGGACAACUAUUUUCGCAGCGGGGAGGGCUUCCUGCUGGUCUUCUCCAUCACAGAGCACGAGUCCUUCACUGCCACUGUUGAGUUCAGGGAGCAGAUCUUGCGGGUCAAGGCGGAAGAGGACAAGAUACCUCUGCUGCUGGUGGGGAACAAGUCGGACCUGGAGGAGCGUCGGCAGGUGUCUGUGGACGAGGCCCGUGGGAAGGCCGAGGAGUGGGGCGUCCAGUAUGUGGAGACGUCAGCCAAAACCAGAGCCAACGUCGACAAGGUGUUCUUCGACCUGAUGCGCGAAGUCCGAGGCAAGAAAAUGGCGGAAAACAAAGACAAAAACGGAAAAGGAAAGAACAAGAAGAACAAGAAGAGCUUCAGAGAGAGAUGCUGUUUACUUUGAACUCUUCACGGACAUUACCCAAGCCGCAACGCGACUAAUGCUGGGAUACGAAGCAGCGUCGUUGUCUCUGCCUUUGGCAUUUAAUGACGUGAAAUUUGGUUAGAUUAUUAUUUUUUUUUUAAUAGCUUGUUAUAGUUUAGUGUCUAGAACAAUCUCAAACCAUAUGUUGCCAAUUUCAAUUAAUGAACUCUUGACUUGCCGUCUCAAUGGAAGAUAACCACUGGUGUGACUGUGACUUGGACUGCAGUGCUGGACGGCUCACAGAAAGCCAACGACCAAACUGCCACUGACACUAACUCUGCUGCUCAAGACAUCCACUCAGCGAUUUUACUGCCUUUGACUUAGGCUCAGCGUGUUUUGUCAAGUAAACAGUGCCAUUCAUUUCUUUACUUGCUCUAAAUCUUAACGUGCAUACUUUUUUUUUUUUUGUCGGGGUAUAGAUACCCCCUGAAUCUGUGUUCAUCAAUUGACAAGAAACGCUAAUGCUGCUGUCUGUCGAAUUAAUAGUGGUUAACAGUGACACUUGUAGCCCUCAUCUCUCCAGGCUCGUGCCUAUGAGCGUGUUUGGAAUACUUUUCAUCUUUGAGGCAGAGUUUACUGCCUUGCCUUUUUUUUUCUUCUUCUUCUUCUUUUUUUUUUUUUAUCCAAGGAUUUGGGAUUUUCAAACCACAGAAAAUUUAAUCAGAAGAGUUGUUGCCAAACAGGGUUAUUUUAUUUUGUUGUCAAAUUUAUCAGCCCUGACAAGAUUUCCACAGUUCAAUCACGAGGCAGUUUUUCAAGAGGAAAGUUGCAUAAUAAAAUCCCCAUAUUUUUGCCAAGGGUGUCAUCACUUAUUCACAGAGCUUCGUGUAGAUAUUUUAACGUUUGUUAGGUAUUUGGAAGCUGUGAAAAAGCGUUGUUAUGUGGUCGCCGGUAUUUUGUUGCGGGUGAGUGAGGAGUUACUAAGAGGAGAGAAGCGACCUCUUCGAGCCGCCCCGUCAUAUUUGUGUAAUUCAGCCCUUUCCGACCUCCUCACAGCACGGACGCCGGCACGUCUUGCUCGACGGUUUUCGGUCUUCGCUGGCUCUGCGCUGCGAGGUGGGUGUUGACAAUCCGGGAUGCUGCCCUGCUUUCCGCAUCGUAACCCGCCAAACGAUUCUGAUGUUUCUGUUAGUCCUUUUUGAAUUACAUGCACUACAUUGCCACUAGCUAAAAAGCAGACUUUAUACCGAGUGGGAUCGUUCUAGAGAUUUUUAAGCAGUCUGUGCCAACAAAAAUCGCAACAAAUCAAACUGUGUGUGGAUGUGCCCGUGUGAUGAUGAUGAUGUUGAUUAAUGGAGUGUAUGUACCUACAUUUGUUAGAUAAAUCUACAACCUUACUGUGUCUCUAAGUUAACAUUUGAAGCGCACGCCGACUUUUAACUGUUGUUUGAUCGAGUACUACAGUAAACAAGAUGUUUACCACUGCCUAAACCGUUCUGUGGAAUAUGCCCCCCAUUUAUUUUACUGCCUACUACUGUGACUAUGCUUCUACUUCUGCAGCAACACCGCUGCUGAAUAAAUGCUUUUUUUUUCCCUUUGUAA